Drosophila eugracilis is the source of this 616-nucleotide messenger RNA. It is a transcript of the gene Nplp3, whose product is annotated as neuropeptide-like 3. The record is from RefSeq and is a predicted model, not a curated record. Bases 116 to 376 code for a protein of 86 amino acids. Lineage: Eukaryota; Metazoa; Arthropoda; Insecta; Diptera; Drosophilidae. The transcript is spliced from 2 exons.
GCGUGUUGGCGACCCAUUUAGAGAGCACCGACUGCAGCUCUGAUUAAUCUGUAUAAAUAGGCCAGUCAAGAGUGCAAUUCUAUGUCAAAUCGUUUCAAACCAUCGACAAAACAAAAUGUUCAAGCUGUGCGUCUUCGUUGCUCUCCUUAGCCUGGCUGCUGCUGCCCCAGCUCCUGCUCCUGCUCCUGGACUGAUUGCCCCUGGCAUCGUGGCACCUGGAAUCUGGGGUCCCACUGUUGUCGGAGCUCCCCUUGUUGCUCCCCAUGUUGUGAGCGUUGUGCCCGGUGCCAUUUCCCAUGCUGCUAUCACCCAGGUCCAUCCUUCUCCUCUGCUGGUCAAGAGCAUCCAUGGUCUGGGACCCGUUGUAAUCGGUUAAUCUAGUAACCCACCGGAGAUCGAACCACCCAUAUAUCUCACCCACACGCCAACCAUUCAGCUCCUGUUCAACUUCAGCAAAUUCCUGCGGAUUACUUAAAUCACGAAUCCUGUGCCCUGUUUAUAAAGCAAGCAAAUCCAGCAAUGCGAAUAAAAAAAAUCACAAAAAAAUGUUUAGACACUAAAAUACAUUCCAAGCAAUAAAUUACCUACCAUACUUGUUAUAGCGAGCGAAAAUGAA